Messenger RNA from Suillus clintonianus, 3249 nucleotides. RefSeq lists its product as uncharacterized. The record is from RefSeq and is a predicted model, not a curated record. Gene Ontology annotation, molecular function: cysteine-type deubiquitinase activity; cysteine-type endopeptidase activity. NCBI's taxonomy places the organism in Eukaryota, Fungi, Basidiomycota, Agaricomycetes, Boletales, Suillaceae. Gene Ontology annotation, biological process: protein deubiquitination. The coding region runs from base 293 to 3040 and encodes 915 amino acids. The transcript is spliced from 7 exons. Gene Ontology annotation, cellular component: cytosol; nucleus.
CAGCCACGAUUAGAGUAUCUGGUGAGCGCUGUGGUUGCAAUCUCAUCUCCUGCAGCGCAUGUGAGCUGCGCCUCUGCAGUGCCUUAGUUCUGCCACGCGAGAAAUUACCUAUUUCGGAACCGGAGCAAGGGGGCCGGCUGUCGGUUGACGUUGGGUUGUGGAAUCGGAAACCCAUGUCUGUUUGAUGUACUUACUCAUAACGAGAUUUCUUUGCCGUAGCAAUCUUCCCCCAAUUCCGAGUUUGAACCGCCAUCAUCUUCUACCACAGAGCUCGUUACCCGAGCUCUGAGUUAUGGCUAUAGGGAAAUGGAACCCUUUUGGUCAACCUCAACUACUACCAACUGCCAGCGACAUUCCUGUCCCGCAGCCGUUGCCAAUUCCUUGCGCGGACGGAAAGCAGUUUGGUCUAGAGAAUUUUGGCAACACCUGUUAUGCCAAUUCUGUUCUACAAGCCUUAUAUUUUUGCAGUCCCUUUCGAGAUCUCGUAAUUCAGCAUGCAGAUCCAUGUGCCACUAUUCAAACAGCCCUGUCCUCGCAGUUCACUCCCAGUGCCGCCCCCACUUCCCCAACCGUUGCUGCUGCCCGUCGGAAGCAAACAGACCGCAAGUCUACGCAAGACCCUCCCCAACCAACCACUGCAGACCCUCCAAUACCCCCGAUCCCCUCAUCACCACGGACCUUGAUUUCUGCACUUCGCUCCCUGUACAUUCACAUCUCCCAGAACCCAGCUGACAAAGGCACCGUUGCCCCCCGAGCAUUCAUAGACAAACUCAAAGAAUUAAAUGAGGCGUUUAGAAAUACAAUGCACCAAGAUGCUCACGAAUUUUUAAACUAUCUCCUCAACAAGAUUGUUGAGGAAAUAGAAGAAGAAAAGAAGCACCUACAGGUUCCUCUCGAUGAUUCGGCUCAUUCAGUCAAAUCAUCAUCAACUACGUCACAACCGUUGGUAAUGACAGCAAGCACCUCGAGCUCAGGCGGUCCAUCCAUGGGAUCUACGUUCAUACACCAGAUAUUCGAAGGUAUACUGACUAGCGAAACUCGAUGUCUGACAUGCGAGAAUGUAUCUUCACGUGACGAAUCGUUUUUGGACCUCUCCAUAGAUAUCGAACAGAACUCAAGCGUGACAGCAUGUCUUCGGCAAUUCAGCGCGAGCGAAAUGCUCUGCCAGAGAAAUAAGUUCUUCUGCGACGGGUGUUGUGAUCUCCAAGAAGCGGAAAAGAGGAUGAAGAUAAAGCGGCUGCCUAAUGUUCUCGCUCUACAUCUCAAGCGCUUCAAGUAUCAAGAAGAUGUACAAAAGUACAUCAAGCUGGCUUACCGCGUUGCAUUUCCCUUCGAACUUCGCUUAUUCAACACUAUCGAUGAUGCUGAGAACCCUGAUCGGCUGUAUGAACUCUUCGCCAUAGUAGUUCACAUCGGAAACGGGCCAAAUCACGGUCACUAUGUUAGCAUCAUUAAGACGAUGGGUACCUGGCUCGUAUUCGACGACGAAACAGUGGACUCGAUCAAAGAAUCUGACAUACACAAGUACUUCGGCGAAUCCAAUUCGGGCUCCGCCUAUGUGCUAUACUACCAAGCUGUGGAUCUAGACCUUGUCGCCCUUGAUCUGCGUCCGACAAGUCCACACACUCCUGAGGAGCAUUCACAUCAACGACUCCCUACAGAUUCCCCUGUAUCGGUUUCACAACCUAUUCCGUUGCCACCCGGGUUGUCCACAGAACCGGCAGCAGAGGCAGAAAGUGUCGAGACUGCCCCUCUACUGCCCUCACCGUCAUUACCCAUAGAGAUUCCCGCUUCACCUGCUGAAAGGUCGCCGCGUAAAAUCCCCUCGGAAUAUAUGAAACCUAGUCCUCCCUCGGUACUCCCGAAUCCUGCAACAGUUGGUCGUGGCUCGUCACCUAAGCCGACCCCGACACCUAAACCAACCCCGCCGGCUCGUAAUGGCAUACUCAGACAUGUCCCCUCACUGAAGGUCGGUACAGACAAACGUGACGCGGCUGCAAAAUCUACCGCCCCCUUCCCCAAGGUCGAGCCGUCAGAACCGCUGCCACCUGUCCCUGCUUUAGUGAUUCCGAACGGCAAGGAAAAGGAAAAGGAAAUAGAGAAAAAGAGCACUAACUGGUUCCGAAGAAAAAGUCUAAAAUUGGGAGGGAAAUCGCGUCCAACAUUAGAAGCCGAGGCGGACAAGAUUCCGUUGCCUCCCGAUGCUCUCUUGGAUGCGUCAGCAUCACCGAUGAGGUUCCGCACCACUGGGUCAACGCCGAGGCAUUCCAAGGAUGAAAGUUCUCGGCAUCCUUCGGAGCCGGCGGGUCUUGAUCGUCCUGUAGCGUCCUUCAUGGUCAACCGCCGCCCUGUGUCUGCUUCCGGUUUUGUUCGGGCAUCAUCGCAAAGUGCGAGCAAUCGACGAGAUACUUCGCCUACCAUCUCAGCCACUACGUCAUAUUCUUCACACACUACAAGCACCUCAGCAUCGACAUCUCUUGACCAUCAUUCACACCCCCUUCGCCCCUUGCCAACAAUACCCGCCUCUCCACAAAACUCAAGGAUAUCACAAUCCCCUCCUUCAGCUUAUCCUCGAGGCCAUUCAUCUGAUCACCCACGACCGCCCAGACGGCCAGUGGUGUCGCCCCAUGACUUCGAGCCCCCGACAUCACCUAAACCCCCUGCUCGGCCGACGACUGCAGGUGCUUCGCUUGGUUCACGCUCCUCUGCAACUAUGCCUCGGGACCACAAUCUUCCUCCAUUGCCAGGUGCUGUGGAUAAUCUACCUAAUGGGACGCAUAGUAACACACCCAUGACACUGCCUCGUCCAGACAAGGGCAAGACACAGGCGAAAACCAAAUCGUACGAGGAAGGCGCGGCGGGCUUGUCUGGACGGCCAAAGUCAGCGCAUGCGUCUACCACCCUUGGGGCAGUUUUACAAUCUAGCGCUUCUACUAAUGCCAGUGACAAGAAGCGGGCGAGUCGGAAGAUGAGCUUCACUGCAACAUUCCCGUUUGGUCGCAAGGACAAGCAGCGAGAGAAGGGGAGAGAGCAGGAAUAAGUGUCCCGGCCCGGCGAUCCGUUCACCUACUCCCCGCCUCUCGCUCGUCCAGAGCCUGACGCACGUUGGACUUGUAUUACAUGGUAAAGAUGUGUUUAGCUAUAUCUUGUUUAAUGACCUUCGUUCCCAUUUUCUUGCUUUCGCAGUUGCUUCGUGGAAAGGUUCCAGUCAUCUAUUUUAAUUACAAUUGCAUACGCUGUUUUUAUUUG